AUGGCUUCUGCCAAGUGGGAAAUGGAGAUUAUCUUAGUCAUUCAGAUGGGAGUGGGAAUCUUUGGAAACUGCUCCCUCUUUUGUCUUUAUAACUUCACUUUGCUCACUGGACACAAGGUGACAUGCACAGACAUGAUUCUCAGUCAACUGGUCUUAGCCAACUCCUUGGUGCUUUUCUCCAGAGGGAUCCCUCAUACGGUAGCAGCUUUUGGAUCAAAAUAUUUCCUGAAUGAGGCUGGAUGCAAAUUUUUUUUCUAUGUGCACAGAGUGGCCAGAGGGGUUUGCCUCAGCACUACCUCCCUCCUCAGUGGCUUCCAAGCCAUUAGGCUUUGCCCCAAUUUCUCUAGGUGGAUGGAGCUCAGAAUGAGAUCCCCGAAGUGCAUUGGCUUCUGUUGUCUCCUCUGCUGGAUUUUGCAUCUUUUGGUAAAUACCUUUACUCCUUUCAGAAUUACUGGUCCAAUGCACAGUGAAAACUUUAGUGUACAAGCAAAUUAUGGAUACUGUUCCUCUCUGAAGCCAGACCGAUUUAUAAAGUUUCUAGUUGUAGUCAUAUUCUCCACAGUAGACCUCAUAUUUGUGGGUCUCAUGGUCUGGGCUAGUGGCUCCAUGGUCCUUGUCCUGCACAGGCACAAGCAGAGAGUCCAACACAUUCGCAGCCACAGCCAUUCUCCCAGAGCUUCCCCCGAGGCCAGAGCCACACGCACCAUCUUGAUCCUUGUGAGCUCCUUUUUCUCCACUUACUCACUGUCCUCUUUUUUGUCUCUUUGGAUGACUCUAUUUGUUAUUCCAGGCCAGUGGCUGCUGGAUAUUUCUAUAUUCUUGUCUUUAUGUUUCCCAACAUUCAGCCCCUUUCUGCUCAUUUGCAGUGAUACUCGUGUCACUGCUAAAACAGUUCUGUUUCAUCUGCCAGGCAGGGAAAACACUUUUUGCUAAUUUGGUUGAGACCAAAUGACUUUAUUCUCUACAGGAAA
Messenger RNA from Diceros bicornis minor, 971 nucleotides. Its product is annotated as vomeronasal type-1 receptor 1-like. Gene Ontology annotation, molecular function: pheromone receptor activity. The record is from RefSeq and is a predicted model, not a curated record. Lineage: Eukaryota; Metazoa; Chordata; Mammalia; Perissodactyla; Rhinocerotidae. Gene Ontology annotation, cellular component: membrane. Bases 1 to 933 code for a protein of 310 amino acids. The transcript has a single exon. Gene Ontology annotation, biological process: G protein-coupled receptor signaling pathway.